Molecule: messenger RNA, 615 nt
Organism: Volvox carteri f. nagariensis
Lineage: Eukaryota; Viridiplantae; Chlorophyta; Chlorophyceae; Chlamydomonadales; Volvocaceae
Exons: 6
Coding region: 1-615 (204 amino acids)
Biological process (GO): protein polyubiquitination; ubiquitin-dependent protein catabolic process
Cellular component (GO): nucleus
Molecular function (GO): ubiquitin conjugating enzyme activity
Source: RefSeq, a predicted model, not a curated record
AUGGCGUCUCCAAGCAAGCGGCGUGAUAUGGACGUGAUGAAGUUAAUGAUGUCGGAUUGGAAGGUCGAGCUCGUAGAAGAUAACAUAAGCGAAUUCCACGUGGACUUCUAUGGGCCGAAAGAUAGCCCCUACGAAGGAGGCGUGUGGAAGGUGCACGUGGAGCUGCCGGACGCUUACCCUUACAAGUCUCCAUCCAUAGGCUUCAUGAAUCGGUGCUAUCACCCAAAUAUUGACGAAGCGUCCGGUUCCGUGUGCUUGGACGUCAUCAACCAGACCUGGAGCCCAAUGUUUGACCUCGUCAACAUCUUCGAGGUGUUCCUGCCGCAGCUGCUGUUGUAUCCCAACCCAACCGACCCACUGAACAGCGAGGCGGCGGCGCUCCUGAUGCGAGAGCCGCUAGCAUAUGCCAACAAGGUCAAAGAUUACGUGCAGCGGUACGCCCGACCCGAACGAGUGCUAGGGCACAACCCGGCAGCGGUGAACAACAAGAGUAGCGACGACGAGGAGGCGGAGGUGGAUGGCGAGGGAGACCAGAAGAUGGGGGACGGGGAGGGGGCCGGAGAGGAGGAGUCGGAGGGGGGGUUCCUUUCCUCGAGCGAGGAGGAGGACAGCUGA